AUGAAGGCCGUGCGCUUCCACGGACGGGGCGACAUCAGGGUAGAUGAGAUCGAAGAACCGACAUGCGGGCAGGGACAGGUCAAGAUGCGACCUGCCUUCGUCGGAAUCUGUGGCAGUGACUUACACGAAUACCUGGGCGGUCCAGUCCUAGUACCCCAGGAACCGCACAAGAUCACCGGGGCCACGCACCCAGUAACCCUGGGCCACGAAUUCGGCGGGAUCAUUGAAGAGGUCGGCGAGGGCGUAACGCACGUCUCGCCGGGCCAGCGAGCUGUCGUACGGCCCACCAUCUUCGACAAAGAGUGUACGUCCUGCAAGCUGGGCUACGAAUACUGCUGCGAGAACAUCGGCUUCAUCGGGCUAUCAGGGUACGGCGGCGGCCUAGCCAAGUACAUCGUGGCGCCAGCUGAACACUUCUACCCGCUACCGGACACCAUCUCCCUGGAGGCGGCGGCGCUGAUCGAGCCCCUGGCGGUCGCCUGGCACGCGGUGAACAUCUCCCCCUUCAAGCCCGGUGACAGCGUCCUGGUCCUCGGCGGCGGGCCCGUGGGGAUCGGGAUCGUGCAGGUCCUGAAGAUGCAGGGGGCGCAGAACAUCCUGGUCGCCGAGCUGAUGGCGAACCGCCAGCGACUGGCGCGGGACUACGGCGCCGCGCACAUCGUGGACCCGCGCGCGGAAGGGCCCGGCGGUAACACAGCGGCGCGCGUCCGCGAGCUGACGGGAGGCGUCGGCGCGGAUGUCAUCUUCGAUACCGCGGGGGUGGAGGCGGCGCUCGACGAGGCGAUCGGCGCCUGUCGCACCCACGGCACGAUUGUCAAUAUCGCGGUCUGGGAGAAGCGGCCCGCCUUAAGGGUGAAUGACCUCAUGUAUAGCGAGUUGAAGUAUACGGGGUCGGCGCUGUAUGAUGAGAGUGCGUUUGUGGGUGUGAUUCAGGCGCUGAAUCACGGCCAGUUGGCUCCGGAGAAGAUGAUCACCGCGAAGAUCGGGUUGGAUGAUGUGGUGGAGAAGGGGUUUGAGGAGCUGGUCAAGCAUCGAGAUGCGCACUGCAAGAUUCUGGUUGAUGUGCAGGCGUAGAGCUUGAGGGGGUGGGU
This is a messenger RNA of Aspergillus aculeatus ATCC 16872, 1091 nucleotides long. RefSeq lists its product as uncharacterized. The record is from RefSeq and is a predicted model, not a curated record. NCBI's taxonomy places the organism in Eukaryota, Fungi, Ascomycota, Eurotiomycetes, Eurotiales, Aspergillaceae. The transcript is spliced from 5 exons. Bases 1 to 1074 code for a protein of 357 amino acids. Gene Ontology annotation, molecular function: oxidoreductase activity; zinc ion binding.